Molecule: messenger RNA, 1659 nt
Organism: Arxiozyma heterogenica
Lineage: Eukaryota; Fungi; Ascomycota; Saccharomycetes; Saccharomycetales; Saccharomycetaceae
Gene: MFG1
Product: Mfg1p
Exons: 1
Coding region: 1-1659 (552 amino acids)
Source: RefSeq, a predicted model, not a curated record
AUGAACCAAAAUAAUCAAAUCAAUAAUAAUGAAGUACCCCUAACCGCAUCCUACAAUAAUUCUCAGGCUAUUUAUAAUCAGAGUAGGUUUUCUUGGGAGAAUAACGUUGAUAUGAGAGGUUUCCCACCAAACAAUAACAGAAACAACAAUUUUGGGAAUACUUCUUAUGAAUAUCUAAAAAAUAGGAAUAGUAACAACGAGACUAAUAAUAGUUAUGAUAAUGACAAUAUUAACCGUAAUUAUAAUGACGCUUCCAAUGCAAAUAUAUCGAAUUAUUCACGCCAUCAACAACAACAUUCCAUCAAUCCACAAACAGAUACUAAUAUACAACCGCCACAAGGACAACAAUCACUUCAAAAAGAAGCAGUAAGUAAUCCAGGUGGUACCCCAGUUGUUUAUCAAAGUCACAUGUCGAAACCUGUAAUUUCUGGUACAUCCAUCACAUCUCCAUACAUAAAUGUGAAUGAACCAACACAGUAUAAGUCACCAAAUUCAACUUCCACCAACACCACUAAUAAUAACAAUGGAGAAACAGUUUUUUCAGAAGGUAUGCUCCAAGAUGCUGAAAAACUAAGACCGCAACCACUACCACCUGCAUUAUUUUCAUAUCCUAUAAGGAAAUAUAUUUCAAAUUUAGCAAUAUUAAAGUUUCACGAUAUGGUCAAUACGAUUAAUAAUGCAGGUAACAACAUGAAUAAAUUAGAAUAUUGGAAACAUUUUGUCAAAGAAAUGUUUACACCAUAUGCAACAGUAAGAUACAGUAAAACAUCUAAUAUUGAUUAUAGAAAAUUCAAUUUCUUAGUAUCUUUGAUACCAGUAAUCUUUGUAACUUUAUGGAAGUUAGGUGUUGUUAGAAUUGACAUAGCCUUGCAACAAAUUAAAUGUGAAGUUUUAAGUAAUAGUUGUAUCUUCAUAAGUUGUCCAAAGGCAACUUUGACAUAUCAUUACGCUGAUGCGAGCUACAUCACCUAUUAUAUACAAUUCAAGGGGAUAUAUUCAUCUUCAUUGAAAUUGGAAUUUGGUGAUCUUUGUAUGCAUGGUUUUGUCCCUGGAAUCGAAUGGAGUGCAUUAGAAAGGUUAUUAUCUAAUCAACAAAGUUGCUAUAGAAUAUUUCGAAAAUUGAGCAACAUUGAUGAUAGCAAUGCAAAGAAUAAAUCCACAAAUGGUUCAAUUAGUGGUGAAAACUCAGAGUUAACAAGUAGAUUGAAUACUGCUGCUAACAAUCAUCCAAAUAAAUUAAAUGAUAACAGUUACAAAAAGGAAACAUUUAAAAAUAUAAACGAUAAUUUAAACCACCGAAAUACUAAUGAUUUAAAGGAUAAGAAGAUUCCACCGAAUUUUGAUGCUAUGUCACAGUUACGUUCCUGUUUUGGUGUCUUUAGAAAUGUUUCUGUAUGUGGUUCCCAAGAAGGAUUAAUGAGGGUCAUGCAAGUAAGUAAUGUGAUGUCUACUUUAAAAAAUUUAAGGGCAUAUCAAAAGAUUCAUGGAAUUGAUAGUCCAGUAGAAGCCUUAGAAGCUUAUGUUCAGAAAAAUUAUAACGAUUCGAAUUCAGAGAUGCACGCUAUGCAUAAUACCAAUAUUCAAAAUAAUAGUCGGCUAAGCCCUGAAGGUGAUGAUGUUACAAGCCCUAGAUAUUCAGUAAAUCCCAAUAUAAACUAA